Messenger RNA from Pseudoliparis swirei, 582 nucleotides. It is a transcript of the gene calca, whose product is annotated as calcitonin/calcitonin-related polypeptide, alpha. The transcript is spliced from 3 exons. Gene Ontology annotation, cellular component: extracellular region. Bases 21 to 437 code for a protein of 138 amino acids. Gene Ontology annotation, molecular function: hormone activity; calcitonin receptor binding. The record is from RefSeq and is a predicted model, not a curated record. Lineage: Eukaryota; Metazoa; Chordata; Actinopteri; Perciformes; Liparidae.
GAUGACCUUGUUUGUAUUGUAUGUGUUUUCCACAGGGAAUUAUGAUCAUGCUGAAACUCUUGAAUCUCCUUCUUGCCUGUGCACUGAUCAGUUGUCAGAUGUACAACUCACAGGCAGCUCCAUCCAGAACUAGUAAGGAGUCAAUGUUAGAUGGAGUCAUGCAAUCGAAUAAUGAUGCCCAAAGGUUACUCAGAGCUUUCAAGGAGUUCAUGCAGAUAACAUCAGAUGAGCAAGAGCACAACACAGCUGAUGGAACCAGCUUGGAUAGACCCCUUUCUAAGCGCUGCAUCGGCUUAAGCACUUGUAUGCUGGGCCAACUCUCCCAGGAUAUUCACAAACUCCAAACCUAUCCCCGCACCAACGUGGGAGCAGAGACGCCCGGCAAGAAGCGAAGUCUCUCUGAGCCAUUUGAAAACUACGGCAACUCAUACAAUUGAAACUCUCAUAUUCAGCCUGUCUAUUCUUCUGUCUGCCUGUGUUAACGUUUGCUUGUUCAUCCAGAUCUGUUUCCAUUCACCAGACUGCUGAUGCAUGUGAAUCCGAUUUGUCUGACUAACUUCAUAGAAAAAGCUUUGCUUUAAU